GUGUGCAACGGCGAGCAGCGGCGGAGCCGGCGGGUGCCAUCGCGGGGAGAGCGGGCGCAGCCCUAUCAGCGAGAGCGGCUGGGCGCGAUGCUGAAUUAGGCGCGCGCGGCCCGAGGGCGGGCAACGGUCCCCAUGGCGAGCAGCCGGAGCAUCGAGCUGGAGCACUUCGAGGAGCGGGACAAGAGGCAGCAGCGCGCCGGGCCGCGGCGCGGCGCAUCGGGCUCGAGCGGCGGCGCGGGGCCGCGGGGCAACGGGCUGAUCCCCAGCCCCGCGCACAGCGCCCACUGCAGCCUCUACCGCACGCGGACGCUGCAGGCGCUCAGCUCGGAGAAGAAAGCGCGCAAAGCUCGCUUCUACCGCAACGGGGACAAGUACUUCAAGGGCUUGGUGUAUGCCAUCUCCAGCGACCGCUUCCGCUCCUUCGACGCUCUCCUUGCCGAGCUGACCCGCUCCCUGUCGGACAACGUGAACCUGCCCCAGGGCGUCCGCACCAUCUACACCAUCGACGGCAGCAAGAAGCUCUCCAGCCUGGACGAGCUGCUGGAAGGUGAAAGUUAUGUUUGUGCAUCCAAUGAACCAUAUCGGAAAGUUGAUUAUACCAAGAAUGUCAAUCCAAACUGGUGUGUGAACAUAAGGACCGGGUCCACUCGAUCCCUGACAUCUUUGACAUCCACAAAGAGUGAAGUGAAGGAGAGUAAAGAUUUCAUUAAACCCAAAUUGGUGACUGUUAUUAGGAGUGGAGUAAAACCACGAAAAGCUGUAAGAAUUCUGCUGAAUAAGAAGACUGCUCACUCCUUUGAACAGGUCUUGACUGACAUCACAGAAGCCAUCAAGUUAGAUUCGGGUGUAGUCAAGAGGCUUUGUACAUUGGAUGGAAAGCAGGUGACAUGCUUGCAGGACUUCUUUGGAGAUGAUGAUGUCUUCAUUGCAUGUGGACCUGAAAAAUACCGGUAUGCUCAGGAUGACUUCGUUUUGGAUCACAGUGAAUGCCGUGUUAUGAAAUCGUCUUACUCCCGAUCAUCUGGCAUGAGGUAUUCAGGGUCCAAAAGUCCAGGACCUUCACGUCGAAGCAAAUCACCUGCAUCAGUUAAGAAGGGUGGCCACUACUCCAGUGCUCAUUCUUCAGCAAAAUCCCCAGUUAAUGGAACACCAAGCAGUCAAUUAUCCACUCCAAAAUCUACAAAGUCCUCCAGUUCUUCACCAACAAGCCCAGGCAGCUUUCGUGGACUCAAGAUCCCUCCUCAUGGUGGAUCAUCGUCCAAUGUGAAUGGUGUACCUGAAUCACUCCAUUGCCAGAGUCCUGAAGGUGUGAAUGGAAACAAGUGCUCAGGGUCAUCCACCAUUCUUGAGAAAUAUAAAGUCGGAAAGGUGAUUGGUGAUGGCAAUUUUGCUGUUGUGAAGGAGUGCAUAGAACGAUCCACAGGAAAGGAGUUUGCACUGAAGAUUAUAGACAAGGCUAAAUGCUGCGGAAAGGAACACCUGAUUGAAAAUGAAGUGUCUAUUCUACGUCGAGUGAAGCAUCCAAAUAUCAUUAUGCUGAUAGAGGAAAUGGACACUCCAACAGAACUCUAUCUGGUGAUGGAGCUGGUCAAGGGAGGAGAUCUAUUUGAUGCUAUCACUUCUUCUACAAAAUACACAGAGCGAGAUGGGAGUGCAAUGGUUUACAAUCUGGCCAGCGCACUCAAGUACCUUCAUGGUCUCAACAUUGUGCACAGAGACAUCAAGCCAGAAAAUCUCCUGGUAUGUGAAUAUGCAGAUGGAACCAAAUCUUUGAAGCUAGGAGACUUUGGACUGGCAACUGUGGUUGAGGGACCUUUAUAUACCGUCUGUGGUACGCCCACAUAUGUGGCUCCAGAAAUCAUUGCAGAGACAGGAUACGGCUUAAAGGUGGAUAUUUGGGCUGCAGGUGUGAUCACAUACAUACUGUUAUGUGGAUUUCCACCUUUUCGCAGUGAAAACAACCUUCAGGAAGACCUUUUUGAUCAGAUACUUGUGGGGAAGCUGGAAUUUCCUUCACCCUACUGGGAUAAUAUCACUGAUUCAGCAAAGGAGUUAAUUAGCCUGAUGCUACAUGUGAAUACCGAAGCCCGAUAUACAGCAGCACAGAUCUUAAGCCAUCCCUGGGUGUCAGAUGACACUUCCCCAGAGAAUAAUAUGCAAGCUGAAGUAACAGGUAAACUGAAGCAGCACUUUAACAACACCCUACCCAAGCAAAAUAAUACAUCUGCUGGGGUUUCUGUCAUCAUGAACACAGCUCUAGAUAAAGAGAGUCAGAUUUUCUGCAGCAAGCGCUGUCAGGACUCCGGUAGAGCUGGAAUGGAGAAAACUUCUGCAAUUACUGCUGCAGCUGCUGAUCCACACGCAGCCGGGUCCGAGACCCUACUCCCUGCUGCUUCUGAGCCAGUCAGAUCCCCCACGCUCCCCACCUCAGCGUCUCCUGAGUUUGCUGGGGAGCAGUCUGGUGUGCAGGACUGACUAAACCAAAUCCACCCGAAUGUCCCUGUGCUCUUGCCACGGUUUCUCCUCAUUUCACAUGACAGUUUGUUUUCAGUUUUCUUGCACCCUCCUGUGGUGAGCCCAAAGCAGGCUCUGCCACAAGACACUGAACUUCAAAAGCGAGUGAGUAAAUGUGGUUUUUUGAGUGCUCUUUGCCAUCAGCAGUAGGGAGAAAAGAUUCUGGUAAUGUUAGAUGAUUUUUAAGUUAUCUGUGUUAGUUUAAUUUCCUGCAUUCACACACUCUUGGGCUCUAAGUAGACUAACUUUAUGUGUAGCUAACCGCAAAGGCACCUGAGAUGAUGAAGGAUUGCCCAGCCUCACUUGUACAAGCGGGCCCCAGUGUGUUCUGAUGAGGGUUCUCAGAAAAGCAGGAGAGGAAAACAAGGAAAGAAAAGUUCCAUUCACCUUCUACUCUGAUGCCUCUAUUUUUAGGCAAGUGUCUACCAAACUUGAAGAGGCAUAUUUUCACAAAAAAUAAAAAAAUAAUAAAAAAAAGUAGGGAACUAACUGUAAAAUAUUGAGAGGCAAAUACUGGAGAUACAGGAAAGGGUGGGCAUUUUUUUGCAUAAAGUUUGUUAUCAGACUUGCAGACUGCAGGGUAGUGUUUAGCUAAUUUGAAUUUUAAUAAGGGGACUUGGGAUGUAAACACAAGCGCUGGUCAUUUAUUUGUAAUAAAGACCAGAGUCAAGGAAGCCUUUUGGUUCUAGCCUUUUUCUAUCCUAAUCACAGAUAUCACACCCUUCUCCAGUCAGUCUACCUGUUAGAUACAAUAAAAUGACUUUGGGCCUGCAAACAGAAUGCCUGCUGCAUGUUACCUAGCUAGGAUGGCCAGAGCAGUAUUUAGUUCUAGAGAGAGCUGACAGGAGCUACUCAAAGCAGCCGCCAUCAGUAGCUAGCAGCAGUCUGUCAGCACUAUUCCCCCCACUCACCUGGUGCAGGCACUGGAAACAUGGACUGGGGAGCAGACAUGCUUAAUCUGCAGUCACGGAUAGAGGAGGUUUUAUCUUUACCAUACUGCUUCAUUCAAUAUUGUAUGUAUUCAGCUUAUUCUUUUCCUUUGCUUGUUCUUUUCAAUUGGUCAUAGGUCAUUUUCUUUCUUAGCUAUACUUUCUACUAGAAUUGUAAACAAAGACCUGCAAUAAACUUUCUUCAUUAAAAAAAACAAAAAAACAAAAAAACAAAAAAAAACAACCAAACAAAAAACAGCUCUCAAUCAUUUAUUUCUCUGAGAAUUCAGUUAUCUUGUCUCUGAAGAGUCUGACCACUUGGGUGCAUCGCAAGAAGAUUUCAUAAAAUAAAUCCGAGUAUUUCUCAUACGCUUUUAAAGUCCCUUGAUUUCAAUGGAGGACCAAGGCAAUACACAACUGAUCAUAACUGAAAAUACUCUGCCUUAUUCAAAAAGGCAAUAAAGCGCACAAAACGCCAAUUUCUAACCUACGCUCAUGGAACAGCUGAGAGAUUUACAGGUACAGUGACAAAAAAAAAUCAGUUGUGAAGGAAUGAAAAGGUAUUACAGGUAUGAAAAGAGAUUACAGGCCCUAAUGAAAAAAAAAUUGGGCUUGAUUGAGACAACAAAAUUUGAAUUGCAACUAUAGUUACUGUGAAUUAACUCUUUUUACAGGCUUACUGGAACGAGGUCAAAUUUACUUGAAAAUAUGAAAAUGGACAUAGUAUAAAAUUAAGUACAUUUACAUUUUCAAAUAGUGUAAAAAUAUGAAGAUAGCAGUCUGGCCUUACACAGAAAAUGAUGAGACUUGCAUGAGAUAGAUGCAUAUACAGUUAGCAAGUUCUGCAGUAAGUCAUAGACUAUGCUGAAGAAGGGAUGCAAAAUUUUCAGAUGGGAUAGACUAAUGCACCUACAACAAGGAAAGGGAGCACUAAACAGAGAUGACACUGAUAAAUUACUGAAUUGAGUUAAGAAGUGAGUAAGGAGGAAGAAGCGGCAAAAUGAUAAGGAUUGGGUCAUUUUGAGGUGGUGUUUUUUUUCUUUUUUUUUUUUCUUCUAAGAGGAUGAAUAUUCAGCUAUAGGUACUUAUUUUACAAAGGAAAAAUGGACAAGGAUUAAUAGAAUCAUAGAAUCACCAAGGUUGGAAAAGACCUAAAAGAUCAUCCAGUCAAACCGUUCACCUAUUACCAAUAGCUCCCACUAAAGAGAUCCCACUAUAGAGAUAGCUAACAAUUUGUCUUCAACAAAGCCUCAUGCUUUUGUGAAGGAAAGGAUGAAAAUCUGACUGGUAACUGGCUGCAAUUUAAACUAUUAUGUAUGCCUUUACCCUCUUCUACAAAACAAAAUAUCUAGAACUCACAUACCUAGGUUUAUGAAUGACCAACAUGUAAACAUUCAUAGACAAGUACUGUGGUUUGCAGAGGAGACAGCACAUAGACUACGCCAAAAUCACCUACUUAAUACUGACCAUCGCUCUGAAAGAUGAUCUUGUGGUGAACAUAUCAGAUAAAAACAUGCUAUAUCUAGGCAAAUUCUUAACUUAGUCUUUGACCUUAAAAAAACCAUAUCGCUUCUCUGUGCCUUAAUUUGGCACCAAAGACAAUAAAGCUAUGGGUGCAUAGGUGGCAUAGUAACACUACUCAAAGCAUCACAGUUUAACAUCAAAAGAGAGACAUGCUGGUUAAUAAUAAAACACGUAAUGAAG
Tympanuchus pallidicinctus (lesser prairie-chicken) is the source of this 5147-nucleotide messenger RNA. RefSeq names its product doublecortin like kinase 2 (gene DCLK2). The record is from RefSeq and is a predicted model, not a curated record. NCBI's taxonomy places the organism in Eukaryota, Metazoa, Chordata, Aves, Galliformes, Phasianidae. Gene Ontology annotation, biological process: intracellular signal transduction; protein phosphorylation. Gene Ontology annotation, molecular function: ATP binding; protein kinase activity. The coding region runs from base 133 to 2475 and encodes 780 amino acids. The transcript is spliced from 17 exons.